Molecule: messenger RNA, 583 nt
Organism: Desarmillaria tabescens
Lineage: Eukaryota; Fungi; Basidiomycota; Agaricomycetes; Agaricales; Physalacriaceae
Exons: 5
Coding region: 40-498 (152 amino acids)
Biological process (GO): tRNA 5'-leader removal
Cellular component (GO): nucleolus; multimeric ribonuclease P complex; ribonuclease MRP complex
Molecular function (GO): ribonuclease P RNA binding; ribonuclease P activity
Source: RefSeq, a predicted model, not a curated record
GUCUGAGAUAAUUCCCACGCCUCUUUUGCUCUUUUUGUCAUGGUUCGGUUCAAGAAUCGAUGGCUUCUGGUAGAACUUAUUCCAGUAGGCGAGCAGCAAAGAGCAUCCAGGCUUGAUGCUAAACAGAUUUGGGCUGCUUUGAAGGAAAGUAUUCAGAAUCAUUUUGGCGACGUGGGCUGGGGUAGCGUGUCGCAUUCUUUAACUGUGAAGUAUUUUUCUCCGACGACAAAUAUAUGUAUUAUCCGUGUUGCGAGGGAUCACCAUCGUGUUGCCCGAGGAGGACUUACGUUGCUGGAUUCGAUAGAUGGAAUUCGUAUUGUUCCAUAUGUUAUAGAUAUGUCUGGUACAAUCAAGCACGCUCAGUUAUCUACCAUAGAACACAAUCGCAAAGUGAUAGCCCAAUAUCGAGCCAGAGCACAGACUUCAGCUUCUUACCAGGAUUCUUAUGACGAAUAUUUGGACGCUAGCACCAAAGAAAUUGAAUCAUUACGCGAUUGACCCACUGUACAAUUAUCCGCCAACCGCCUAUGCCGUGGGAGAAGAUUAUGUUACGACUUUAUUCUUGCAACAUCUCAUUUGUCUU